Molecule: messenger RNA, 1287 nt
Organism: Colletotrichum truncatum
Lineage: Eukaryota; Fungi; Ascomycota; Sordariomycetes; Glomerellales; Glomerellaceae
Source: RefSeq, a predicted model, not a curated record
AUGGCCUCAGCGAAGGAUAUUACCGGCGCCUCUGCGCUUGGGAGACAGCUCGAAGUCUCUGCCAGCCUUGGUCUCUCUACUUCGCCCACCGCCACCUUCCACUCUCCUCCUUCUAGCUUUGGUGGCCCGGCCCUUACCAGAAGGCCAGCUCCCAAGCUGCUGAAGCCCUUCGACACUCAGGAUAUUAAGAUUCUCCUUCUUGAGAAUGUCAAUCAAACCGGCAGGGACAUCCUCACCGAGCAGGGAUAUCAAGUCGAGGCUCUCAAAACCUCAUUGCCAGAAGACCAGCUCAUCGAGAAGAUUCGGGACGUCCAUGUCAUUGGCAUCCGCUCCAAGACCAAACUGACCGAAAAGGUCCUCCGCGAGGCCAAGAACCUCCUUGUCAUCGGCUGCUUCUGCAUUGGUACCAAUCAGGUCGAUCUUGAGUAUGCUGCUACUCAUGGUAUCGCUGUUUUCAACUCUCCUUUCGCCAACUCGCGGAGUGUCGCGGAACUUGUCAUUGCCGAGAUUAUCACUCUGGCUCGUCAGCUAGGCGACCGCUCCAACGAGAUGCACCGCGGCACUUGGAACAAGGUUAGCGCCAAGUGCUGGGAGAUCCGUGGCAAGACGCUCGGUAUUGUGGGCUAUGGCCACAUUGGCUCUCAGCUGUCUGUCUUGGCCGAGGCUAUGGGCAUGAAUGUCGUUUAUUACGAUGUAGUAAACCUGAUGGCCAUGGGCACUGCAACACAGCUUCCGACUUUGGAUAACCUGCUUGAGGAGUCUGACUUCGUGACCCUACACGUGCCCGAGGUCCCGGAGACCAAGAAUAUGAUUUCGACUGCUCAAUUGGCGAAGAUGAAGACUGGUGCCUACCUAAUCAAUGCUAGCCGUGGUAGCGUUGUUGAUAUUCAGGCUCUAAUCAACGCCAUGCGCUCCGGCAAGAUUGCCGGUGCUGCUCUCGAUGUGUACCCCAACGAGCCGGCUGCCAACGGAGAUUACUUCAACAGCUCACUGAACUCUUGGGGCGAAGACCUACGCAACCUGAACAACAUAAUCCUGACACCGCACAUUGGUGGCAGCACUGAGGAAGCCCAGCGCGCUAUUGGAGUUGAAGUCGCCGAGGCGCUUGUGCGCUAUAUCAAUCAGGGUAUCACCUUAAACAGCGUGAACCUGCCCGAGGUUAACUUGAGAUCAUUGACUCUGGACGAGCCUGAUCAUGCUCGGGUGAUCUACAUUCACCGCAAUAUUCCUGGUGUCCUUCGCCGAGGUAAAACAGACUCAAAACCCUGUGCUUCAAACAAAAGCUAA